GCUUUCUGUUAUUUAGGGGAAAGCCUUUUAGAGCAGGAGAAGUGCGGGGAAGCCAUCCGUGCGCUCGAAGAGAGCGAAAAGUUUUACGACAUUUCUGUCAAACUAUGCAAAGAGUAUCGCAAACAGAAAGCACAGGCAAUGGGAGGCACCGGCGCUAAGAUCGAUGAACACCUCUUUUUUCGCAAAUUACAGCCAUUAGUGAAGCGCACGAAAGACAAGUGCGUCCGAGAAAAUGGAUUUAUUUUUCACGACACAGUACCCAAAGACUGUCCGGUACUGGAGCUGAAAGCCACACACGGUUUGGUGACACCCGAGGAGUUUGCGAUGCCUCCACUCCACGAGCUCUGGACCGCUGAGUCGUACGCGGCGUUUAAUUUGGCACAAAAUGUCACUUUUGUUGAUCCGCGCAAAAAGGCGGACAAAAAGGGAGAGUCUGGCGAUAAGCCCGAAGAGCCCAUACCUAUGGUUAACGAAAAGCCGAUUAAAUACAGCGAAACGGAUCCCAAGAACCAAAGCGGUUGUCAAAUACAAUAAAUAUAUUAUUGACAUGUAUUUUAUGUUCUGCACAAUUCCUAUGGCUAUUAUUUUUUACCCUAUUUUUUAAUUUCAUAACAAGUUUAUUAUAUAUUUAUUAAUUAUUAACUAAUUAUAUUGUAUUUAAAUACAGAGAUUUAUUAUUUAAC
This is a messenger RNA of Medioppia subpectinata, 683 nucleotides long. The record is from the annotation of a GenBank genome assembly. NCBI's taxonomy places the organism in Eukaryota, Metazoa, Arthropoda, Arachnida, Sarcoptiformes, Oppiidae.